CAGUCGCGCAAUGCGUGUCGGGAGAUGUAGUUCACUGAGGACCAAAACACAGGACUGGCGGGCUCUGACGGCGGCAGGCACACCGGGCAAUCUCCGGUAAUACACCGUGUGGGCUCUGUCCCGGCCUGGCAAUGAUCCAUGAGCUGCUGCUGGCACUGAGCGGAUACCCGGGCAGCAUCUUCACCUGGAACAAGCGCACAGGCCUCCAGGUAAUACUAUAUACCGUAUAUAUAUAUAUAUAUAAAAUAUUACAUUACAGUGUAAAUAUAUAAUACAUUAUAUAGAUAAUACAGUGUAAAUAUAAUACAGCAAUACAGUAUAUAGAUAAUACAGUAAUACAGUGUAUAUAUAAUACAGUAAUACAGUGUAUAUAUAAUACAGCAAUACAGUAUAUAGAUAAUACAGUAAUACAGUAUAUAGAUAAUACAGUAAUACAGUAGAUAGAUAAUACAGUAAUACAGUGUAUAUAUAAUACAGUAUAUAGAUAAUACAGUAAUACAGUGUAUAUAUAAUACAGUAAUACAGUGUAUAUAUAAUACAGCAAUACAGUAUAUAGAUAAUACAGUAAUACAGUAUAUAGAUAAUACAGUAAUACAGUGUAUAUAUAAUACAGCAAUACAGUAUAUAGAUAAUACAGCAAUACAGUAUAUAGAUAAUACAGUAUAUAGAUAAUACAGUGUAUAUAUAAUACAGCAAUACAGUAUAUAGAUAAUACAGCAAUACAGUAUAUAGAUAAUACAGUAAUACAGUAUAUAGAUAAUACAGUGUAAAUAUAAUACAGUAAUACAGUAUAUAGAUAAUACAGUAAUACAGUAUAUAGAUAAUACAGUAUAUAGAUAAUACAGUGUAAAUAUAAUACAGUAAUACAGUAUAUAGAUAAUACAGUAAUACAGUAUAUAGAUAAUUCAGUAAUACAGUAUAUAGAUAAUACAGUGUAAAUAUAAUACAGUGAUACAGUAUAUAGAUAAUACAGUAAUACAGUAUAUAGAUAAUACAGCAAUACAGUAUAUAGAUAAUACAGUAAUACAGUAUAUAGAUAAUACAGUGUAAAUAUAAUACAGCAAUACAGUAUAUAGAUAAUACAGUAAUACAGUGUAUAUAUAAUACAGCAAUACAGUAUAUAGAUAAUACAGAAUUUAGAUAAUACAGUAAUACAGUGUAUAUAUAAUACAGCAAUACAGUGUAUAGAUAAUACAGCAAUACAGUAUAUAGAUAAUACAGUAAUACAGUAUAUAGAUAAUUCAGUAAUACAGUAUAUAGAUAAUACAGUGUAAAUAUAAUACAGCAAUACAGUAUAUAGAUAAUACAGUAAUACAGUGUAUAUAUAAUACAGCAAUACAGUAUAUAGAUAAUACAGUAAUACAGUGUAUAUAUAAUACAGCAAUACAGUAUAUAGAUAAUACAGUAAUACAGUGUAUAUAUAAUACAGCAAUACAGUGUAUAGAUAAUACAGCAAUACAGUAUAUAGAUAAUACAGUAAUACAGUAUAUAGAUAAUACAGUGUAAAUAUAAUACAGCAAUACAGUAUAUAGAUAAUACAGUAAUACAGUAUAUAGGUAAUACAGUGUAUAUAUAAUACAGCAAUACAGUAUAUAGAUAAUACAGUAAUACAGUGUAUAUAUAAUACAGCAAUACAGUAUAUAGAUAAUACAGUAUUUAGAUAAUACAGUAAUACAGUGUAUAUAUAAUACAGCAAUACAGUGUAUAGAUAAUACAGCAAUACAGUAUAUAGAUAAUACAGUAAUACAGUAUAUAGAUAAUUCAGUAAUACAGUAUAUAGAUAAUACAGUGUAAAUAUAAUACAGCAAUACAGUAUAUAGAUAAUACAGUAAUACAGUAUAUAGAUAAUUCAGUAAUACAGUAUAUAGAUAAUACAGUGUAAAUAUAAUACAGUAAUACAGUAUAUAGAUAAUACAGUAAUACAGAAGAUAUAUAAUACAGCAAUACAGUAUAGGUAAUACAGGAGAUAGAUAUAUAUAUCUCCUGUAUUAUCUAUACUGUAUUGCUGUAUUAUAUAUCUACUGUAUUAUCUAUAUACGAUAUAUAUAUAUAUAUCCUGUAUUAUCUAUAUACUGUAUUACUGUAUUAUAUAUCUUCUGUAUUACUGUAUUAUCUAUAUACUGUAUUGCUGUAUUAUAUAUACACUGUAUUAUCUAUUUACUGUGUAUAUAUUUAUAUAUAUACGGUAAAUAGAUAAUACAGUAGAUAGAUAAUACAGUAAUACUAUAUAUAUAUAUAUAUAUAUAUAUAUAUAUAUAUAUAUGUAUAUAAUUAUAUUACAGUAUUUAGGAGUCUGGUAGCUGUCAGACAGCCUAGGCUUCAUUCAAACAUUAUAGCACAGCUCCUGGGACUGUUACAUUAAUUCUCUAAUUAUAAUAAUAAUUAGCACGUUCCUUUCACUAUGUAUAGUCAAUAUACCUAAAGGAACAUGCUCAUAAUUAUUAGUUUUCACCUAGAUGUGUUUCUUAACCUGUUUUUAAAUUCUGCCAUCCCUUUUUUUUGUUUAUUUAAAGGACCAGUAAGUUUAUCUUUAUUCCCUCACAAGGAUGCCAUGAUUGGAUGUUUGGAAGCAUUGAUAACAAAUGGUGCAUGGAAAUACCGCCAUGCAUCAUUUUUAAAGCUUAUUUUUUAUAUAUAGGGCAUUGAACUAGUGCUUCUCAUAGAAAAGCAUUGGAUGCUUUUCAUGCUUACACUGGUCUGAAUCAAUGCUUUCCUUUGGGGUCUUUUUGACACUGGAUGUCCUCAUGUACAGCAUGAGGACGUCCAGCAUCAGUUAGGCGACCAAAAGUCACCUAAGGACCCGGAAAGCGCCUCUAGUAGACAGCCACUAGAGGUGGAAUUAACCCUGCAAGGUAAUUAUUACAGUUUAUCAUAACUGCAAUACUUACAAUUGCAGGGUUAAGGGGACAAGGGCACUGCUCCCAGACCACUUCAGUGAGCUGAAGUGGCCUGGGUGCCUAUAGUGUCCCUUUAACUUAGUGUGUUUGUUUCUAGUGCUUGAAGAAAAAAACAUGCUCACCCUAGUAAUUUUUCUUUAAAUUGUUUUAUUCUUGAGUUCAGGCUACAUAAUUAUUUAAUUAGUGUCAUUAUUUAGGGAAUGAUUUUACUUGAUCUCAAACAAUUGGCUGGUGAGAAAUGUAAGGCUAUUAAGAGAAUUUCCACCAGGCACAGCAGACAUUGCUUGUCAAGUUUUCAGUAAUUUGGGAUCUGCAGUAGCAAAACAUGGAAAACGUCCCUACACUAGCUCAUCAUGAAAUGAUACAGUGACACUGGUGCAGAAUAAUCUGGUCCUCCGGUGGUGAUGUGUGAGACAAAUUUCUCAGCUAUGUCACUCCCCUGCCAUAUAUUUACAUGGCUUAUUCACAAAAGGGAGAAUUCAAAAGGAAUUUCAAACUUAAGGUCAAAAUGCUCUAACUCUGUUAUGCUUCCAAUUCAACUACUCUGGCCUUAAAGGACCAUUAUAGGCACCCAGACCACUUCAGCUCAAUGGAGUGGUCUGGGUGCCAGGUCCCUCUAGGGUUAACCCUGCCUGCUGUAAAACAUUGCAGCUUCAGAGACACUGCUAUUUUUACAUAUGGGUUAAUCCAGCCUCUAGUGGCUGUCUCAUUGAGAGGGCUUCUAGAGGGCUUCCGCGCUUCUCACUGUGAUUUUCACAGUGAAUGCUUUCCUACGGAAAAGCUGAACAUUGAGAAUGCUUUCCUAUAGAAAAGCUGAAUGCGCGCAUUCAGCCGAUGACGUCCAAAGGAUGAGGAAAGUCCCCAGCGCCGAAGAAGCCCGGCGCUGGAUAAAGGUAAGUGUUUAACCCCUUCCUCCAACUUCAGCCCGGCAGGAGGGGCACCCUGAGGGUGGGGGCACCCUCAGGGCAAUAUAUGCCAGGAAAACGAGUUUGUUUUCCUGGCACUAUAGUGGUCCUUUAAAUUUUAAACUCACUUUGAAUAACCUUGUCAGUCUCAUUGAUUUUUCAUUCACUAUUUUCUCCCUAAUCAUGCCUUUCCUCAAUCAUGAUUAUACCUCUUUGCUCCUUUUUCUGUUCCCCAGUCUUGCAUAUUCCUCCUGGCUCCUCCCACCUGUCUCUAGUCAUGCAUUGGGUAUCUUUUGUAUUGCAGGUAUCACAGGAUCUGCCAUUUCUCCAUCCUGGGGAAACCAGUGUUCUUAAUCGUCUCUGCAAGCUUGGCACUGACUACAUCCGAUUCACAGAAUUUAUAGAGCAGUACACAGGCCAUGUUCAACAACCGGUAAAUUUACUGUUGAAAUAUUUUUCAGAAAGAAAGGAUACUUCAUCCUGGGGUUGACAAUAUUUAAAAAAAUAAAUGAAACACACUUUGCAAUAUCUCUUGUUUGGAGAAAAUAAACAGGAUCUCCAAACAACACUAGCGGCUAAGAACUCUCAGCUAAACCUGAUGCUCUUAUUAAAAUAAUAAUAAUUGGUAUGAUAAACUUCUUUUUACCAAAGGAUUGAGAAAUGGUUAUAGCAUUUGUAGUGCGUUCUAUACAGUUCUCAAUAAAAUAACUGAAGUGCAACAAAGAUGGCAGAAUGCACAUUUUGAAUUUAUUUUAACAAUUUAGUAGAUAUACCCCAGAAAAACACAUGCAGAUCUGCUGUCUGCGGACUUUGCCAGUCUGUCCAUCUUUUAGGAAUACACCAAUCAGAGGCUUCUUUAUGAGCAUAGAGCUGGGGCUGCACGUGCGAUUACAGUUUUCCUAUGCUUCUCAGUAAACUGUGGAGUCAACGGAAGUGGAAGAAAAACUCCCUGGCUGUCUGAUUUUGGCAACGUUUUAUAAAAGUGAUGAUUUCUGUUGAAAUAGGUACUUUUAUAAACUGUCACAAAUAUGACAGACUCCAGACAUACAAAGCACUUCAGCGAGUUAAAGUUCUUCACGUGCCUAAAUUGUUCCAUUAUUAAUACCUUUUUAGGUAACUUUUUUGAUUAAAUUGUGCUUAUUUUUUUGUUUUGUUUCUUGGCCUUUCGGCUACGAUAGGAUCAAUUGUAAAUUGUGCUUCAUUCACAGUUUAAUCUUUUGUAACCUAAUUCAGUAUACCAAAAAGAAAAACUAAGUGUAGAUAUUUCAAUGUGGUGAGAAAUGGAGAGUUAAAAAAAACAACAAUCCAUUCCAAGCACCUGUUUCACUCAAAAUACCAUGUUAGCCAAUCAUUAUGCAUCUAACCUGAGGCAAUCAUCAUAUCUUGGUGUAGAAUGCAAUAUUUCAAGGAGUAAAGUUCUUUAUCAGAUUUUAAAAUGCUCUGUCACUGCCCCUCUCCAAAAAUGAUCAAAUCUCUAUGAAAUGCUCACAUUGGCUGUGUUGGAAAUUCACUGAAAUUCCAAAGCAGUCAAAACGUAUUUGAAGAUAAAUUGUGUAUGUAAGAUCUCGCAGGAUCCUUCAACCCCACUGCUGUACUACUGUGCAUGCAUAAAAGUACAACACUGAAGUGGGCUGCAAGCAGAUACCCACCAGUCAGGGUUGGUUAAGAUAAGUAAAAUUCUCCUUAAUAUGUCUGAAAUUUCCAAGUCUUACAGGGUUAUUCACUAAAGGGAGAAUUGCGGGAAACUCAAAGUACAUUUCAAAUUUAUGGUCAGUGUAACCAACCUGAAACCAUACCUGAUUUACAGCAUUUAUCCAGUUUCACUAUUUUGACUUUAAUUUCAAUCCCACUUUAAAUUCCUAACAAUUCUCUGUAUGUUCUAUGAUAACUACCAAAAAGCAUUGUCACGUGUAACAUGCCAAUCUAAAAGAAGAGCAAAAGUGAAAUCUGCAGGAAUACAACACAAAACCUCUUGAAAUGAUUUGGUCUGUACUCUUCACACACCUUAUCUGCUACUGUAUUACGUGAUACAAUGCUAGUCUUUAUUACACAAUUCAACAUGUUAAAUGGGCUCCCCUUUAUAGCCAUCAGACUUUCAUUGACGUAAGAAAUAAAAUAAUUUGAUUAAAGGCUUUUUUUUCCAUAGUGAGUGAAUGAUUGUUAAAAGCCUUAUGAAAUAUUUAUAGUUUUUUUUUGUUUUUUGUUCUUUUCUAUCAGGAUCACCAUCCUUCUCAACAAGGACAGAUUGGGCUUCAUGGUAUUUAUCUAAGAGCAUUUUGCAGAGGCCUUGAUUCAAUACUUCAACCAUAUAGACAAGCUUUACUAGACUUGGAACAAGAGGUAAGAAACAUACCAUCAUUUGACAUGGGAUAAUGUGGUAGCAGGAUUUAACUUUUGGGAACGUAUUUAAUGAAAUUGCUCAUUUAACCAUUGCUGUACAAUGACAUCCUGUUUUUAUGUCCAAUAACUCUUAAGUAACAAUAGGUGUUUGUAACACUCAAAGCAUAAAACAAGCUUUGUUCAUUCUACAUCACAAAGAUCAAUUCAAUGAAAUGUAAAAAAAAAAAUAAUGAAUUCGCAACUUCUGUAGAAACAAAACUUUUUUUAAAAUUUUUUUAAAUAUACAUGUCUGCAGUGAAUGGUUAUCGUUUCCACUCCAAACCUAUAAACCACAAGAUCUUGUUAAGAUCUUGUAAACUGCAUUCUGGCCCAUUGCCCCAUACCGAGAAAUGUUUUGUGAAUAUUGUUUAAAAAAAUUUUUUUUUAGUAGUUUUUAAUAAAUUUUACCUUCUUUGCUAAGUUGAUAAAAAAACAAACAAAAAAAACCCACCAUGUCCAAAAAGAAUAAGAAAACAUAUUUAAAAAAACCUUUAAAUAUAUAGUUGUCCUAUAGAUGCAUUUACUUUAAAACUCUGAACUCAUCAAAUUUUAUUUGAUUUAUUUUUUGGUUUCAGUUCUUGGCUGACCCACAUCUUUCAAUUUCACAUGUCAAUUAUUCCUUGGACCAGGUAUGUGCUUUUUUUUUCAUAUGGUUAACUACUUUAUUUAAAACUAAUUGAAAAAUAUACUGAUCAGCCCCAAUAUUUAAAAUCACUGACAGGUGAAGUGAAUAACAUUGAUUAUAUUGCUACAAUGGCACCUGUCAAGUGAGUGGGAUAUAUUAAGUAGCCAGUCAAUUCUUGAAUUUCAUGUGUUGGAAGAAGGAAAAAUAGGCAAGUGAAAAGAUCUGAGUGACUUUGACAAGGCUAAAAUAGUGAUCGGCUAGAUGACUGGGUCAGAGAAUCUCAAAAACGGCAAGUCUUGUGGGGUGUUUUAAGUAUGCAGUGUUUACUACCUAACAAAUGUGAUGCAGGGAAGGACAAUCUGUGAACAGAGGUCAGGGCCAUGGGCAUCCAGAACAGACAGUGCAUCCAAGUUUGCUGCGUAUGCGGUUACAUUAACACAGAACAGAGUGCCCUUGAUGACCCCUGACCACCAAUGAAAGUGCCUCCAAUAGGGACAUGAGCAUCAUAACUGGACCAUAGCAAUGGAAGAAGGUUGCCUGGUCUGAGGAAUCACGUUAUCUUGGAUCAGGUGGACGUCCGGGUGCGUGUGCAUACCUGGGAAAGAGAUAGCAGCAGGAUGCACUAUGGGAAGAAGGCAAGCAGACGUAGUGUUAUGCUCUAGGGUAUGUUCUGCUGGAAUCCUUGGUUCCUGGCAUUCAUGUGGAUGCUUAUUUGACACGUACCCUGAUGGCAGUGUCCUCUUUCAGCAGGUUAAUGCACUCUGUCAUGUUCCCCCACCAAUUCCUUUUAUUUUGGCAAAGAGUUCACGGUGUUGCCUUGGCCUCCACAUUUCCCAGAUUUCAAUCCUGUUGAGCAUCUGUGGGAUGUGCUGGAAUAACAAAUCUGGUCCAUGGAGGCCUCAAUGCAUCAAUGCUGUUUUGGCAGCACGAGGGGCACCCAUACAAUAUUAGGCAGGUGGUUUUAAUGUUGUAGCUGAAACAGUGUACCUCUAGUUCCUUACUUAGUUGCAGUUUAAUAUGUUAUUUUGUGAAAUGUUAUAUGAGAAUGCGGUUUACAUGGUUUUUAAAAUCUAAGUCCCCAUGACAUCCAUGUGUGUUCUUACUUUUACUCCAGUCAAUAUGUCUGAAAUUGUGUGUGUGUUUUUUUUUGUUUUUUUUUCUUCUUCCCAGUUUCAUCUCCUCUUUCCAUCGUUGAUGGUUGUGGUGGAGCAGAUCAAGAGCCAAAAGGUAUUGUUUAUUUGUAAACCUCAUAUAACAAAGCACCAUUGUAUAAUCAUUUUUUUUUUUUAAAGCAUUAGGCCUAUGUAGAGCGAACAGAGAAUUGUAAAUUAUUUAUUCACAGAUAAUCAUUUUUUCUUGUGCUUUAUUCUAAGUAGACAUUUGAUCUAUAAACAAGAACUUGCUAAUUUUUAUUUCUGUGAUGCUUGCAGGAGAGAGCUGUUAUUUCACUACUCUGAAUUAUAGUACUGCAUGUAACAAAUAGAAAUAGUACUCCAAAGAUGUCAGGCACUUGUGCUGAAGCCUGGCACCUAUCAAUAUAUAGCACCACAUGCGUUGAUUAUAUAUUUGUUUAUUCCACUCCAUAUAAACCUGUAGUGUACAGUCACUUAGUCCCUCUACUGCCCCUUUUUAAAAUCCAUGUUUUGCUAUUUUUACAGUCGCCGGCAGUUAUACUGCCUUCAGAUCCUUCCUAACAUUUUAUUUAUGUGAACCUUGAUCUCAUGAUGUUACUUGAAAAGAUGAGUCAACAAGUGCGUGUUUUUUACUUAAAUGUCAAAUUCAUUUGGAAAGAAAUAUUGACUAGAAUUUCAUGUCCUGCCAUUCACCGUAAAAUAGCAAGUCAGAUUUGUUGUUGCUUUUUAAAAAAAAAAUAAAAAAAUUUUCAUGUAUUAUGUCAUCCGUUUUGUUGUACAUUGUGAACCUAUUCUCAUUAACAGUGUAUAUAUAUACAAUUUACUUAAAAAUAAAUUGCAUAAGGCGUGAUUUAUUUGCAGAUUCAUGGCUGUCAGAUGUUAGAAACGGUUUACAAGCACAGCUGUGGAGGUCUGCCGCCUGUCCGUGAUGCCCUCGAAAAGUAAUUUUUUUUUGUUUUUCUUUUAUACAAAUCUGUUGCCAGUAAUGUAUGUCAAUAAACAUGUUUGGAGUGAUCAUAACAACUGUAGUGGUCAGUAACAACUUUCACCACCAGCCAGCAAUAUGUGUUGGGUUAGGGGGAUAUGGGAAGUUUAACAAUCAAAAAACAAGUCUUUCACAGCCUAUCACAGUACCCAUUGUUGAUAUGAAUUGGUAUGGCUAGAAGGUAGUGUGUAAUUAUCUGUGUUAGCCAUACUUCCACUAGGGACCAGGGCUGUGGUUGACCAGGGACCUUUAUUUCACGUUAAACUGCUUGAAAAUGAAUGGAGAGACAAUACCAGGGGACUCUAGGCACUAUGACCAAUUCAAUGGAACGAAAAGGCUAUAUAUAAUAUAUAUAGUGUUUUGUGAAGUGUCCCUUUAAUAUGGCUGUGUAUAUGUGUGGUUUUGUUUCUUUUUCAGAAUCCUAGCAGUGUGUCAUGGAGUGAUGUACAAACAGUUGUCAGCCUGGAUGCUUCAUGGUCUUCUCUUGGACCAAUAUGAAGAGUUCUUUGUUAGACAGGGAUCCGCAUCUGGCAGCUCAACUGCCCAAGCUGAUGAAGAAGAGGAUGACUUGGGUAUUGGGGGACUGACAGGAAAACAACUACGAGAGUUGCAGGACCUGGUGAGAUUAGAGAUGACUUGGCUCACAUUUUCUGAAUACAUCAAGGUUGUCCUAAUUAAAACAUACCUCUUCUGCUGUUAAAGAAUUUACAUAUCCUAAUAGGUUGUCACAUAAUGACACAACACAUUCGAUCAAUGCCAAGACUAAUCAACUUAUAAAGCAAUGCUGCUGGUGAUGCUUGUUUACGUAACAAAUAUUGAGAUGUUUUUGAAAUUAUUAUUUUCCUACCUAAUUAUUCAUGUUUGACAGCGCCUUAUUGAGGAGGAGAACAUGCUGGCACCCUCUCUCAAACAGUUUUCUUUGCGAGUGGAAAUGCUGCCUUCCUACAUUCCUGUAAGAGUCGCUGAGAAGAUCUUGUUUGUGGGAGAAUCUGUACAGAUGUUUGAAAACCAAAAUGUAAAUAUAUCUAGAACAGGUAGGAGACCUUUCUCUGUCUUUUUACUGCGCUGUCAUAUUCUAACACUAUGUUGGUAGUCUCUAUGUCAAUAUAGACUGCAUUGUAAAUGGUAAAUGUUUUGCCCUUAGAAACAUUGCAUGUUUUCCUGGCCUUGUACUGUGAGUACAGAUGAAUUGGCUGGUGGUGGUGUCAUUCUGGAAGUCAUCUGUGCACAUGUUAACCCAUAGUCCAAAAGUGUAGCAAAUGUUAAAAUGUGGACAACCAAGAAUGUUCAGUUGUAUUACAUUACCUAUUUAGCAUCAAUUUGUAAUUUUAGUUUUUGAUUUAUUUCCCAAAUCAGUCCUCAAGACCCAACAACAGUCAAAGUUUUGUCAGUAUCUCUAUUGGAAUGAAACCAGGAAAUACAUAAAUAAUAUAUUGCUGGUGGGCCAUGAGGACUGGCUUGGGAACCACUGGUGUAGAGAGUACUGAAAAAAACAUUGCAUUUAAAAAAAAAAAAAAGAUUUUUAGAAAACCUGAUUCAUCAGCAUUUUUUAGUUGUUUAUUUGUCCCCAACAGGUUCGAUCUUAAAAAAUCAGGAAGACACAUUUGCUGCAGAACUGCAUAGGCUGAAACAACAACCACUAUUCAGUUUGGUAGAUUUUGAAUCUGUUCUUGAUAGGAUCAGAAGCACAGUUGCCGAGGUAAUGAUUUUAACAAUUAGAUAAUUAUAUAUAUAUAUAUAUAUAUAUAUAUAUAUAUAUAUAUAUAUAUUUUUUUUUUUUUUUAAACAAUUAUAACUCUUAAUGGGUUACUCCAACCCAUUUGAGGAGGUGGGGACCUUUUCUGUGUAAAAUUCCUUAUUGGGCACUAUGGAAAAGGUCCACCCCAGCCUCGAUAUUCAACAAGAGCUAAAAAAAAUAUAUAUAUUUUUAUUUUUUUUACUUACCUGAAAUCCAAUGCUGGGCGAAACUCCCAUCACUGACCUCUAUGCCCCCUCCAACGACAUAAGGGCCUCGUACGGUCCAAUCACAGGCUUCUUGUAGAAAAGGCCUGGGAAUGGAUACAUUUGCUGACUCAGGGCACAUGCUUGUGCUCCAGGCCGACAAGACGAGCGGUGGAAGGAAGUGCCUAUAGGGAGGAAGGUUGGGAGGGGAGAACUAGCUUCCCCUCUGCCUGCAAGGGUAACUUUUUUUUUCACAUCUGUUGGCAGCAUGACGUGCGCUCUGGAAAAUUUAUUUUAUACACAGAAUUGACAUUGGCAGCCCGGAAAAGGCUGCCAAUGUCACGUGUGCUGCGGGUGCAACCAGCCUCCAGCACACAUUUUAAAAUAAUGCUGUAUGUACAGUGCUUCAAGCUGAAACCGUGCACAUACAUACUCCUACCACCAUUCAAAUUACUAAAGUGGUCCUGGUGGUUGGAUAACCCUUUAACACGCAAUUAGCUUUUUCCAGCUAAAGCUUAGUUGCAUGUACAAUCAAUAGCUAGUGUUAAGUGUAAUGUCUGGCUGCUGGUGAGUGCUGUAGAUGGAGUGCAUUGAUAUGAAACGACCUACAGAAAAUAUUUCCCCAAAUUUUAAUGGAUCAAAUUCAGCAAACUGUGUCUGAAGCCAACAAAAGUCUUUGUUGUGUUCCUUCAGAGUGUGAGGUUACGCUGUUGGGACCAAUAAAACCAGCCAGGAACAGCUUGGUUCAGUGUUCACAUCUUGAUGUUGCCAUUAAAAUUUGAAUGGAUGAUGAGGAUGUAAAAUUCCUUAUCUCUCUGAUAGCAGAGAAAGGUCAUUUAUUGUGAUAAAUUGUUCAAUUAGUAUGAAAGAAAAACUUGUAGAGAUGACAGUAAUAUUUUAUAACAUGUACACUUGUAUAUUUGAACAUUGAACUGGGAUCGAUGGCACCCUCAUAUACUUUUUGAAUAUAUAUGGAUUCACCUUUUGUCAGCAUGUUUUGUUUUCAAAUUUUUAUUUGUGUUAUUGUUUUUAGCACUUGUGGAAGCUUAUGGUUGAAGAAUCAGACCUUCUAGGACAGUUAAAGGUAAGAAAUGGCUCUGUAAGGAUUUAAUUAAUAUUGAAAAUGUUAAAACUAAACAGUGGGCUAGGACAAAAUAACUGAGGUACAUUGGCAGGUAUCUAGGAAAGGGGAAUUAACCACCAGUGUUUAAAUUGAUAGCUGGUUAAAGCAGUGGUAAUAUCACUGCCUUGGAACUUGGAUUCCCGAUCAGACCAAGUAAGUGUUCUAGAAUAAGACACCUAAUGAUGUAAAUCUACCUACCUCACAUCCUCAUAGAUUGUAUGCUGAUUUGAGCAGAGCCCCUUCAUAGCCUCUUUGUAUGAAUGUUAACGGCAUAUGGUGGCACAGUAAGGCAAUAAAGUAUUUGCCGAAUUGUGUGUUAACCUGAUGUACAGGCUUUAUCACAAAUUAUGGGGCAUAUUGGUUACCCAAUACUUUUCUGAAAGCAGGAUUUACCUGGUGCUCUUCUUCCUUGUGGACCUAUGUCCUUUCAUAUUACUUUGUUAAGGUUAUUUGAUGCUUAUGAGUGUAUAUAUAACAUGUAGUCAUCUAUCUGUUUCAUCUUUGAAAAGAAUUCCUUUUUCCCACAACAGGUUAUUCAUUUAAGGGUGACUGUAGACGCUAUAGCCUUUUCAUUCCAUUGAAUUGGUUACAGUGCCUAGAGUCCCCUGGCAUUGUCUCUCCAUUCAUUUUCAAGCAGUUUAACGGGAAAUAAAGGUCUCUGGUCAACCACAGCCAUGGUCCCUCCUGGAGGUAUGGCUAACGCAAAAAAUUACACACAUUACUUUCUAGCCAUACAGAUUCAACAAUGGGUACUGUGAUAGGCUGGUAGUGGUCAGGUUAAACUCUCUCACUCACAACCACCUUACUGCUCUGGCUAAUGCGUCCUCACUAGCCUAAGCAGCAUGGGAGGAAUGGGCUGCUGGCGACUAUUGUUUUGCAUUAAAACCUUUACCACUUCAAUGAGUUGUGGAGAAUUGAAAAGGAAAUUGCAUGUUUAAAAUUGCUGAGCUGAAACAUAAGUGAUUUUUUGAGUAUUUUUCCCUGUCUGGAUAAUUUGGCCUAGGAUCUUUUAUUCCCUUUUCAAGAUUAAUAAUAAGAUUUUAGGCUUUUUGUCCUCUAGUUUGUAAUACCGUUUUCACCUACAUUGUUUCUAAAUCACAUUGUUCCUAACAUGGCUUCCACUCAAACCUCUCUCAAAAGGUGGUAGUGCAAUCCGCAAUAUAUGGAGUUCUCCGUAACCAUUUGUUUUUUCACUGCGUCUGAAAUCAAUUAUUCAACUCUAAAAUUGGUUUAAAGGCCCAAUCUUAACUUGUAAAAUGAGCUUGGAGACCAGUUAUUAGAUUAUAAUGUAACACAGAGCAGAUUAAAUCUGCAAAACACCUACAUUAGACUCAUCCCAGUGUUAAGUGGGUCACUAAUGAAGGCAAAUCUAUUGCAGUCAUCAAAUUACUUCGGUCAUAUUCUUGGGGACUGAAAGGUUUAAUGCGCUUGCAUCAAUCAGUGGGAACACUGAAUUAACACAGUGACCCAAUGUUGGGCCCUAACCCAAGGGUUAUAAUCCACUGUUUAAACAUGCCUUUACAGAAAUACAAACUCCUUAUGUUAUUUAUUUCAAGUGUCACUCCAGACAUGUUUGUCUUGUUCAUUUUGCAAAAAAUAGAUAUUUCAAUAGAAAUUUAUACUUUUCUAAAUUAACCUUGUUGCACACCGCUGGCUUUCAAGCAGGUAACUGGUCCUGUUACUUCCUGGUUUGAUUGGCCCAGUGGCGCUACCCUCAAAAGGCAGACAAUAAUUCAGAACACCUGACUUGCAAAUACUUCUCAUUGAGUUGCAUUGGGAAGUCUGUGAUUGGACAGCCACAGGAAGUCUAGGCGGAGUUAGAAGGGGAGAGUUUGCAAGGCAGCAGACAAGAGAACUGCAGGUUUUGCAAGAGGAUUUUAGAUAUACACCCAAUCAGAAAAUGCGUAAAAAUAAAUACAUACUUUCAUUUGGGAAAUAUAUGCUAAACAGUGAUUUAUUUAUUUUUUUAUUGUUUUUGUAUUUUGUCAGUGGAGUGUCCCUUUAAGUUUUUAGCAGAGAGAAAUACAUUAUCUAAUUCCCUGUGCAAAUCAUAUAUUUUUUUCCUGUUUGAAGGAAAUGAGUGCAGUGGAUUUGUACUUGUUUAGCAGCAACGGACCAAUCCACCAUCUGUUAUAAGAAAAGUGAGGUGGACAAAACAAUCAGACAUUGUUGUAAUACGUAUCUUUAAUUAGAGUGGAGUAGCUUUAAAUCAAUUUGUUUAUUUAAAUACAUCUUUAGUGUUCCCUGUUGAGGGAUGAAAUAUGAAGUGUAUUUAUGACAUCUUUAAUCCUUUCUAAUGUUUAGAAUUAGUAGCAGGUAUGUAUGUUGAAAUGUUCCUUUCCUAAACUAUUUUAAAAUUGACAUUGAUACGUAACGAAGGCGAUGCAGUGACAGCAUACAGAAUGAUCGAUGCUACUACACUCACCACUUAAUUAUUAUCGAACAAUAAUCUAAAUCCCCAUUGUCUCAAAAUACAUUUUCAACGAGAGUUUAAGCUGUUUAUAAUAUAAUUGUUUUGAUGCUUGAUUCAAAGAUGGGGCAGCAGUUUGGUUCAAACAGUGCUUAGUAAUGUGUUGUGGUUUUUGGUUUUUUUCCCCAUUAAUCAUCUGUUCUCAAUGGCAUUCCAGAGAUAAUGCUGCUGUAUUUAUUAUUGUAGAUUAUUAAGGAUUUCUAUCUUCUGGGAAGAGGGGAGUUGUUCCAAGCCUUUAUUGAUACUGCUCAGCAUAUGCUGAAAACUCCUCCCACUGCAGUAACAGAACACGGUGAGUCAUUGAACAUCAUAGGACAUCAUUAAAAUAUAUUGCUCAGUAUUAAAAAUAUAACCACUUGUCUGAUUGCUACACAGCUGAGCAGGUUAUAAAAACAUGUGUGCUCUGCCAUGUUCCUUCAGUAGUGUGUGGUCGAUUUGACUGCCAAUCUUUCUUUUUGGGAGGCAUUUAUUAUUAGUUGUACUUACAAAAGUAAAAAAACCACAGGUUCAACAGGAUGAGAACCUCAAACAAGAUUUAUUUGAAACAUGAACAUAAAAAAUACUCAACAUUUUGUCGUUGAGGCUUAAUCGUGUGUAUAUAUACAUGAUUAAAGGGACACUAUAGGUACCCAGACCACUUCAUCUCUUUGAAAUGGUUUGGGUGCACUGUCCCUCUAAGGGCAAUGUAACACAUUGCAAUUUUAGAUUAACUGCAAUAAUUACCUUGCAGGACUAAGACUGCCUCAAGUGACAUUCUAUCAGACAGCCACUACAGGCACUUCCGGGAAUUCUAAAGGACUCGGAGUCCCUUAAACAAUGCUCAAGGUUCUCAUGCUUUGCACGAGGACAUCCAGCAUUCGUCAAAUCCUCAUUUGAAAACAUUGAGGCAAUGCUUUUCUAUGGGGAGGGUCUAAUACGCUUCCCGCGCAUGUGGAUAAUGUCCCCCCAUCGAGGAGGCAGAGUGCCAACCCAGUGCUGAGGGACAUGCUAGAAUCUGGUAAGUGACUAAGUUUAGAAAAAAAACGAAACAAAAAACCUUUAUCUGCUAUGGGGCGGGGCCGCGAGGGAAGAGGGGACCAAAGGGCACCAUAGUGUUAAAAAUACAGAUUUGUAUUCAUACCACUAUAGAAUCCCUCUAAGGCCUCAUGCCAAAACCUUGUAUAUUUUUUGUGUUCCUGUUUCGAAAAAAAAUCUUGUUUGAACGUCUCAUCCUUUCGAACCUGUGGAAUUUCUACUUUUGAUUAUUUAUUUGGAGAUUGGUGUCCUUCAUACUACGGUGUACCAGGUUGAACUUGGGUUCACUAUUUCCUAUCCAUUGAGUGCCACACCAUUACUACUUGAAGAAUUGUGCUCACAUAUAGAAGCAAUACCUGCUUGUUUUUUGUUUUUAUAAUGAAAUUGAUUAUCUAUGUUCUUUUGUCUAUAUUUAAACUGUUGUAGUUUGCUCAGGAGCAGGGUCUUCAGUUCCUUUUGUACUGGUGGUAUGUGUUCAUUUUGUCUGUAUUACCUCUAUUGUACAGUGCUGUGCAAUAUGCUGGCACUAUAUAAAUAUAAAAUAAUAAUAAUAGAAUGUUUUGGGGAGUGUGUGAAAGAAAGAACCAAUUGUGUUGAGAUUUUAUACAAUUUAAAGUUAUUUUUUGUUUUUGUAUCAGAUGUAAAUGUUGCAUUCCAGUUAUCGGCACAUAAAGUUCUACUUGACGAUGACACUCUCCUUCCCUUGCUCCAUUUGACCAUUGAUUACCAUGGAAAAGAACACAAAGGUAUAUCAGGUAACUUAGUUAACCCAGAGUUCAUGAGACAAAGUAAAGUUUCCUUGGUAAAAAAGUGGCAUUCCAGCCAUUUCCAAUCAGCUGUUCUUUGCAAUGGUUGAUGGGAACAUACAUAUUUUUGCAUGAUGCGCAAUGUAUAAAUAGGACAUCUUAUUGUGUAUAGUAUCUCCCAUCAUCCUCUGUUUUGUACUCCUGUACAUGAUCGGUGUAACUCCUGGCAGAUGAAGCUGCCAGGAGCUAAAGAUACAUGAAGAACAUAGAGGUGUCAAUGAGGGAUGGUAAGUGUGUCUCUCAAACUAUAUUCCCACCCGUGGUGCCACCAUAGAAGUGGAUAUCUUACUUUGAGAGUUCUUUGCUGAGGACAAUGAUCCUAAAAUGCUAUCUGAAAGGGUUCAAAUAUCAUACUACACUAUCUAUGGUGGAGAAAUCUUAAUACUACUUGGCUAUUGAAUAACACCAUAUCAUUCAAAGGUAUAUGAGCAAAAUCUUUAUAAUUCACAUUUGUACAUCUUGUUAUAUUCUAUGUGAAACAAUAAGGAAAAUGUGUACAGGAGUGUACCAAUGUUUCGAUUUAUAAUUUUUUUUAUUCAGAAAAGGCUUGCAUUUUAUUCUGUUGACAAUUUAUUUUGGGCUUUGGUACUUGACUCAAUAUCACUCCACUGAUUUAUGGACAUAGGGGAAUUUACAAAAUCCUUUUGUGUUCCUGUUUAUAAUUUUUUUUUUUUCUCUUUUCUCGCAGAUCCAUCCCAGCCGCGUGAAGUUCCUCCACGUGAUACAUCUCCUAGAGAAGCUCCCACCUCUGGCUGGGCUGUUCUGGGAUUAUCGUAUAAAGUACAGUGGCCAUUGCACAUUCUUUUUACGCCAGCGGUUCUGGAAAAGUGAGUAUUAUGUCCCAUUACACUAAAAAGAGAGGUUACAUAUAACUGAUCAGCAGAUUCAAAUGUACAUGUACAGAAAAUGUAAUAAUAAAAUAAUUUUUAAAAAAAAGGAAACAAAACAACCCUGUUAUUCCAGCAUUAAGAUGGUGUGUUCUCAAACUGAGCUCAGUACUCUUCAUCCAAAGAUGAUGUCUGUAUUCUCUUUCAGUUAGAGGCUUAUAGAUAAAUUUGGAUGUUAAUUUUAUCUUUUAUAUUCUUGUGUCAACAGUUUUUUUUUGUUUUUUUUAAUAAUUUUUUGAACUAUAUUUAAAUGUGCUUGCAUUUUAAAGGCACACUAUAGGCACCCAGACAACUUCUCAAUAUAGCUCCCCUCCCAGUUUAACCCUGCAAGUGAAAACAAUAUUUUAUAGCAGGGUUUAAAGGCUUCUGGUUGCUCAGCCAUUAGACUCACUUCCUCCGAAAAAACUCUAUUUUAAUUUAUUGAGCUCAGCCAAAUAGGUUGGAUGGCAGUGCAGUGAGGUGGCAUGAGGCAUCACAGGUGUUGCGGGGGAGAAAAUAUGGGGAACCUAUUAAAAUAAUUAACAGGUUAAGGAGGACACAGUGUCCCCCCCAAACCACCAGCUAUUAGCAUGAGGGGCCCUAAAUGACAUUGGGUAGGGGUUGGGGUUUGUUCGCUUAUUACAAAGAGGGAGCUACCGGCUCACUGCUCCCUCCUUGUAAUAUGUAAAAAGAGAAGCAGCAGGGAGAUGUGUUCCUCCCCCACCCCUCAUGCCACCCCUCAUUUUAUGGCUGUGCAAUUUCACUCAGAGCACUCUGGUUGAUUACGUAAACCACAGUUCUGUGACAGGUACCUGCAAUGCUCAAGCUUUUCACGUCAGAGCACCCUGAUCUUGAGUCUUACAUGCUUGGCUUAUGCAAACCGAUCAGAGCAUUCUGAAUCAAAUUGCACGGCGUGGGAAGACUAUGUAACCCUUUUCCCGUCAUACAGAGAUCAGUCUGCACAGAGCCCUCCCCCUGUAAAGAUUUUUUUUUUUGCGAUCAACUGCCUGCUCACUGUUUAGUAGACAUGCCCCUAGUCACAGCAUAGUGGGAAGGGGCAGAAGAGAGUUUUAUAACCUACCUUAUUUAUUAAUACUUAGUAUUUUUUACUUCGUGAUAGUAAAGUUGGCUGAAAAGCCAAUUUCAGCUUUUUUUUUUUUUUUUAAUUUCUUUAUUUUUGAGUCGACACUGAAUGCGGCAUAGCAAAAUACAGCGGCUCACGCAGGGGCCGAUUACAAGGCAGUUUUACUUAGCAUACAACAAUGGUUAAAAUGUUUUAUAGGUUAGGAGACAUUGUUUUUUUGCCGCUCUGUGUCGGUUUCAAUAUUGGGAGGCAGUUCUUGCCCGAUCAUAAACGCUGUUCACUGGGGCGUGCGGCGGAUCCAGGCCCUUCCAGGGCCUCUGUCUUUGUCCUGCUUAUGUGAAUUUAAUCGUCGAGAUAGUCUUCCCAAGGUUGCCAUAUUUUAUGAAAUGUUUUCUCCGUGUUCCUAAUUUGGGCUGUGAGUUUGUCCAUCAAAUGUGUAUCUUUCACUUUAACAAUCACAUCAUUGUCUGUGGGUAACGUGGGCUUAAGCCACGCCUGGGCUAGAGCCCUUCUGGCCGCUAGUGUGAUUUUAUUAUAGAGCUGUUGUUCUUUUCUGGGGAGGCCGUCUAUGGGCUUGGACAAUAGGACCGACCAUGGGUCUAGAUCUAUACGUUUCUUCAGCACGUCAGUUAGUAGUGUCUGUAUGCGCUUCCAGUAUUUUUUUAGUUCCGGGCAUUCCCACCACAUGUGCACAAAGGUGCCUUUACCUCCGCAGCCCUUCCAACAUGUGUCUGUCGUGGUUUUCCCCAUUCUGUGUAGCUGCACAGGUGUGGUGUACCAUCUCAUAAGCAUUUUAUGACUGUUCUUGGUGCAGUACACAGAUUGAUGUUUUAGCUGUUGCCUCCCAAAUGUCCACCCAGUCCUCUCCUUCCAAUGUCACCCCCAGGUCCGUCUCCCAUUGGCCAAUGUAACGUGGGUCUUUAGCGUCUUUAGCUGGGGCGCUGAGUUGUGCGUAUAUAGUGGUUAUUAAGCCCUUUUGUACGGUUUCGGCGUUACAUAAUUGUUCAUAGAACGUCAUUGGGGUGUGGGCUGCUUUUUUGACCUCCGGGGUUUUGGCGAAGUCUCGUAGUUGGAUAUGGCGAAAUACAUCUUUUGUGGUCAGGGGCGCUAAGGUUUUCAAGCUAUCGAACGUUCUGAAGGAGUCCCCCUCAUACAUAUGGCCAUACCUCUGCAUCCCCGUACUCUCUAAGCCCCUAAAGUCUCAUGCGCUCAGCCCGGGUUCAAACGCUUUAUUCCUCAAAUAUGGGGUUAGUGGUGAGGAGGGUGUGUGUUUGAGUGCAUAUUUGGUGGCUGUAUUGUCCCAUAUUCGUAUGGAGUUUAGGAUUGCCGGGCAGGUGGUCCGUAGGGCAGGUCUGUCCUGUCUGGGCACCCAUAUCCAGAAUUGUGGGAGAUCCGUGCUCAUUAAUUUCGUUUCCAGGUCGACCCAUCGGUGUGAGCCUUCUGGUGCGUGCCAAGCUAUUAUUUGGGCUAGUUGAGCCACCAAAUAGUAUUGGUACAGAUUUGGGAGUCCUAGUCCUCCCUUUGACUUCGGUCGGUACAGCACUUGCCUAGCUACUCUGUGUCGUUUCUGUGCCCAUAUAAAGUUAUCUAUGCGUCUUUGUAGCGUCGUUAGGUCAUGUUUAGUGACUUUGAUCGGCAGGGCUUGGAAUAGGAACAGCAGGCGAGGUAGCAACGUCAUUUUUAUCGCGUGUAAUCUCCCUAUCCAUGAGAUUGGUUUUUCUUGCCAUUUUUCUAUAUCCCGGCAUAAUGUUUGCAAUGUGGGUGUGUAAUUCGCGUCAUACAGUCUCUCUGGUUCUGCGGUUAGUUUAAUCCCUAAAUAUUUAAUGUAAGUUCUUGUAAAGUUGAGGGAAUGAUUGGCUUUUAUGGCAUUGAUCUCCGCCGUAUCCAUUUCCAAUGGCAUGGCCACUGAUUUUUCUAAAUUAAUUUUAUAGUCUGAUACCCGUCCGUAAUCCUCGAGGAGGUCGAGAAGGUGUGGCAGGGAACCCCGGGGGUUGGCAAGUGUGACCAUGAUGUCGUCUGCAUACGCAGAGACUUUGUAUUCCUCCCCUCCCGCCCUAAUGCCCGUUAUGUUCCUAUCCUCCCUAAUCCUCAGUAGAAGAGGCUCUAGUGCUAGGACAAACAGCAGGGGGGAGAGGGGGCAGCCCUGUCUGGUGCCAUUGGCAGUCUUGAAUGGGGUCGGAGCUGUCCCUGGUACUGCCGUUUGCGCCUGUGGUUCUCUGUACAGGGCUUUUAUGCCCUUUAUGAAUGUUUCCGGCAUACGCAGGUGCCCCAAUAGUGAGAAGAGGUAGUGCCACUGGACCCUGUCGAACGCCUUCUCCGCGUCCAGGGAUAGGAUCAGAGAAGGCGUCCGGGUCCUCACCGCCCACCAUAUGACAUCCGCCCCUCUCCUGGUGUUUUCGUGCAGUUGCCGAGAUGGUACGAAGCCGACUUGGUCCGGGUGGACCAAUGUACCCAGGAGGGGAUUGAGGCGCGUCGCUAAGAUUUUUGCAAACACCUUUACAUCGAAAUUAAUCAGCGAGAUAGGCCUGUAGUUCCCGGCCUCCGUAGGGUCUUUACCUGGUUUGGGGAUGAGUGUGAUGUCUGCUGUAAGUGUUAAUUUCAGCUUUUUUGUAGAUAGCUUCCUAAUACUUGUGGGUAUUCAGUCAAUUUGCCGGCGCCCUAGUCUAAAUGAUAGGACAGUCGUAACUGGCGGAGUAGGGUGAGUAUUGUGGGGAAAUUUUCUCUGACACAGGAAAUGGAGCUGACUUAAGCUCCUCCUUGUUUAAGAGAAUGUCAGGCGUAGAACAAAAUACACAAGACAAAGUAGUCCCUACUUUAUUUCUGAUCUAGUUUUCUUUAAAAUAUAAGAUAAAGAAAAGAAGAACAGGUUCUGAAAGAGGAAGCAUUUGGGGAAAGGCAAGUUCAGCAUGACAGUGCCACUUUAAGUCCACUGGAGCAACUGUCAAAGGGAGUCCAUACACAGUUAGGACUCUGGGUAACCCUAACAAACCAUAUGUCAUUGUUUUUUUUUUUUUUUUUUAAACAUUGUUUAUCAAAUAAUGAUGGCCACUUGUUUUCUUUUAGUUCAGUUUGUUUUAUAUCCUGUGUUAGGUACAAUGUCGUUUUCAAAUACCUGGUGAGUGUACGCAGAGUUCAGUCUGAGCUCCAGCACUGCUGGGCUCUUCAGAUGCAGAGAAAACAUUUGGAAUCAAAUCGAACAGAUGCUAUAAAAUGUCGGCUACGGAACCACAUGGCAUUUUUAGUGGACAAUCUCCAGUAUUACUUACAGGUAAGAAAUGUUACCUGUCUGUGAAAUAAUGGUCUGAUGUAAACCUGCUGUUAUGAGAAUGUAUGUUCUUUUAUAUUCCAAUAACAAAACAAAUUUACAAAUAAAAUCUGUGCAGACUCUGAUAAAACCACUCCUUCAGACAAAGAAUUUCACAUCAUUAUUGUUCUUACUGUUAAAAUUACUCUUUCAUUUUCCUUAGGCUAAAUCUCCUUUCUUCCAGUCUAAAUGUGUGACUGUUUGUCAUAUGUGUAGUCCUGUUUAGGAAUAGAUUUCCAGACAAUGGCUUGUAUUAUCGCAGAAUAGCGCUGUAUAAUGCUACCAUAUGCCCUCUUAGGUGCCGUUUUUCUUCAUAACUAAAAUGUUCCAAUCCUUUUAUUAUUUUUGUAGCCCGCCUCUGCCUUUUUUCUAGUGUCAUAAUAUCCUUCUUAAGAACAGAUGCCCAAAAAUUUAAUAUUGAAGUUGUGGUCUUAUCCUUGAUUUAUAAAGAGGCAAAAUUAUAUUUCCAUCCCAAGAUGUAAUGCCCCGUUUUAUGUAUUACAAUACCUUACUGAUCUUAUGGCUGAUUGACAUUGCACGUUGUUGCCUAGAGGUCUAUAAUUUCCAGGCAAAGAUUUUGAAUCAUUUUUGAAUAUAGGAACCACAUCUGCCUUCCUCCAAUCCUCCGGUACAAUUCCUGAAAGAUUAAAAACAGAGGUUCAUUUAUUUCCACUCUAAGCUCCUUAAGUACUCAUGGGUGAAUAUCAUGAGGCCAUUGGGCUUUGUUUACUUUGACUUUCUUUAGUUGUUAAUUUUCCGUCUCUUGUAUAACAGGCCAAAAAUAUAGCAUGCUGACAUAAACUGUAAUUCCACUAGAUGUCUGCAUCGCAAAACAUUACCAGUGGGGAUCUAAGACCAUUUUUCAGUAACAGAAUGCAUGCACGUUUUUUUUUUUUUUUUCACAUAAUAUUGAGUCUCUUUAUAAAUAAGAGGUAAAAUAAGGAUUGCAGAAACUGAAAGGGAAAAAAAAUUUGAUUAUCAAGAAACUGUAAGUUGUAGAGAUGCAUAUUAAUGAAAGUAGGUUAAGAGACGUUCAUCUCGAUUUUUGUUUUUCUUUCACUCUAAAUAGAAGCAUUUAUAAUUCCUUUAAGUGGCUUACAGUGUGAUUUUGUUAUUAUAUUUGCUUAUUGUAUUCAUAUAUACAGGACAGUCAUGAUCUAAUGGUAUUUGCCUAACUAUUUCAUAUGGAAGUUAACUGAAUUGUACAAUCUUAAAUUAUUAAAUCAAUACAAAUUUGACGUGACCGUCAGGAUUAGUGAGCUAUGCAGUAACUAUGCCAGGACAACAAAGGAACCUUAACCCCUUAAGGACACAACUUCUGGAACAAAAGGGAAUCGUGACUGAAUAUUUUCGGCAUGUAUCCUUAAGGGGUUAACAUUUUAAAAUGUUUUUGUUCAUUUUUUGCUAAAAAGUAGGUUGUGUUUUAAAGACCUCUUUACUAAAAAAGUGACAGGUACUUUUUAAAGGUAGGUGUACUGCUUUGGUGCUUUGACCUGGACCUACUGGUGUAUUGUCAAUCUUUGUGUGUUAUAGCAGACAUCAUGUAAGCUUGCAUUAACUUACAGUGUUAUAUGAUCUUGUUAGGUGGAUGUCUUGGAAUCACAAUUCUCUCAGUUGUUGCAGCAGAUAAAUUCUACACGUGAUUUUGAGAGCAUUCGUCUGGCCCAUGAUCAUUUCCUCAGCAAUCUUCUAGCCCAGUCAUUCAUUUUACUCAAACCUGUAAGUGGAAUCCGUGAGCUUUUAAACAAGAAUGUCAUGACCUUGGACACACAUCUGAACCACCUAUCUCUCCUGCAGGUCUUCCACUGUCUCAAUGAAAUCCUAGAUUUAUGUCACAGCUUCUGCUCGUUGGUGAGCCAAAAUCUUGGUCCGUUAGAUGAACGUGGAGCUGGCCAGUUAGAUAUACUUGUAAAAGUAAGUGCAUUCUCCCUGUGAUUUGCUGUUAUUCAGAGUGCUGGUUUUGGAGAAAUUUGAACUAUGCUCUCUUUUAGGGAUUUAGUUGCCAGUCCUCUCUGCUGUUCAGGAUUCUUUCCAGUGUCCGAAACCAUCAGAUCAAUCCUGAUCUGGCGCAGCUGCUUCUUCGAUUAGACUACAAUAAAUACUAUACCCAAGCUGGAGGAACAUUGGGAAGGUAGGAGUGUUGUUUGUAACAUACCACACAUUAUGUUUAGGUAGUAAACAAACUGGAGUUUGGAGCCCCUAAUGAGAUAUGUGGGUAGUAUUGUGGCAAAAAUUAAUGUGGCAAAAUUGACCUGAAAGAGGCCCCACCUUCGAAAAGUAAAAUAUAAUAAUAAGUGGCGGAAAGGAUAGGCUAAAAUUACUUCUGUCUUUGUGUUGUAAGGGUUUUGGAGUAAGACAGGUAUUUGGACUUGAGCCCCCUCCCAUUUCAUAUGCUAAUUUUAACUGUUAUAUGUAUUAUGCAAGUGUCAUUAUUUUAGAUAGCAAAAGAAUUAAUUUCACCUUAGUCGGGCAUUUAAAGUCAUGAGAAAAAGAAAGUACAGUCUCUUUGAAUUCUAUGGUUUUACAUAUUAGGACAUAGCAACAAUCAUCUGUUCCUUAGCAGGUCUUAAAAUUAUGUAAAUACAACCUCAGAUGUUGGGUACCUGUUACUAUAGGAAUAAAAGUUCCAUAAAUAUUCUGCUGGCCAAGGCAUUUUUGUUUAGUUUUGUAAAAUUGGUGGGCCUUCGUAAUCAGCUUUUAUGCAUUAACAUGUUUUGAAACUAUAGUGAGGGACCUGCAUCAAAAUGUGGCAGCUGUUAGUUUUAUAUGCCCUUUGAGAUUGCUACCUACCUGUUAUAAAUAAUACGGUGUGUUUUUAGUUGUAGUAUUAUGUAGUUAAUUGAUACUUUCAUAAACAUGGUCCUGCUAAAUGUCUUUUUAGAAUUAGCACAAAUUAAACAGCCUGCAGUGUGAUUGUGAUGUAUAAUUUACAUAUGAUUGGCAUGCUAAAAUGGUCAAUGUUUCUUCCUUUAAUAAGCAUAUUCAGUCUGGUGCAGUUGUAAUCUCAGCUGUUUAGCGGUUGCGGCCUUCAAAUUUUAAUAUGCAUGAGUAAGGCCGUGCAUGGCUCAGAACUCAUUUGUUGUUAGAAUGCUCCAAUUUUAAUGUGUACAUUGUGGCUCUGUCACCUUCACUGAUUUUGGUGCAAUAACUACCAUAAAACUGAAGAAUGAUCCUUGUGCAUAUAGUUUUCCUGGCUAAUCAUGGCAGCAUCACUUAUGGGUAGCUCCGCCCUAAUCAGGAACAGGACAGGAUAAAAUCAAUUAAUAUGGACCAGACUGGGUAUAAAAGGUCCCUCCUCCUUCUAUCCCACAGUCUUUUUUCCUGUCCUUUCAGGACACACAGGAUAUUUUAUUUUGGGCCACCUUCCCAUGUGUACCAUGGGCCUCCAGAUGAAGUUCAGCCUCUCUUCAUCUGAAGAACUCAGUAAACAGCCUGCACGGGCAGGACUAACUGAGUUUAGUACAGAUUAGCAUCUGUACUAUUAUGAAAAAAAAAAAAAAAAAGUUCAAUCCAUUUUGAUGUGGGGUCGGCUGUUGCCUUAAAAAUUCCCCUUAUGGCAUCUAAACCCCCCCCUGAUCUGAGGUCAGUACUGGGGAGAAGCUAGGGUAAGUCUUUGUGUUGUAGUUUUCUCUUCUUUUGGUUUAUGAGAUUGCUGGGGGUUAGACUCUCAGCUUCCUACUGUUAGGUGAGCCGCAUAUAUUCUAUUUGAUUAAGGGGGGAAAAGAGUGCCAUUACAGGCCUAUAAUAUAAAGUAUAUUGGCCUUUUAUUUCAGCCCAGAAAAAUCUCAAGAGAAUUCUCCCAGAAAAUAUAGAGAAAAAUCCAACAGAUGUGCAAACUGCAACCAAGUGGCUCCUCCGGGAAAUAAUUUGUGCAGAUCUUGCCUGACGGAAGCAGCGAAGGACUGAGAUGAGAAAAGUUCCCCACAAGCGGACUUAAAGAAAUGGAUUUCAGAAGCUAUAGCUGAAGGGUUUAAAUCCUCUAGUAAGAUGGCUAUCCCCAAGCGUCCCAGAGUGGAAAGCUUUGUAGAAUCAGAAGAGGAAUCUGAUAUGAUGGAAGACUAUUCAGAGGAAGAAGAGGAUGAGUGUGACUCAAAAUCUCUGGAUUCCAGGUCUGUGGAUAAGUUGGUUUAUCUUAUCAGAGACACGUUAAGAAUUCCUGAAGAAAGCAGGGAGAAGAAGGAGUCUGACAGAUACUUUGAAGAUCUGAAGCCUAACAGACCCACCUUUCCAGUUCAUUCGGCCAUCAAGGAGGUAAUAGGUGCAGAAUGGAAUAGACCUGAAAGGAAGGUGACUUUAAAGAGCAAAGUCCCCAGAUUAUACCCGUAUGCACCUGAGGACUGCAAAUCAUGGAUUUCGGUUCCGAAAAUUGAUGCAGCAGUCAUUCACAUGGCGAAAAGAACAACUCUUCCCAUAGAUUCAAUGGCAUAUUUAAGAGAGCCAAUGGAAAAGCGAUUGGACGCUGACCUGAUUAAGGCAUACCUAGCCCUGGGAUCGGCAUUACAUCCAGCCAUCGCUCUUACCACCUUGUCCAGAGCUCUAAAAAUAUGGGUUGAUAAUCUAGAAGAGGAUAUUGCUAGUGGAGUCCGUAGAGAACACCUGAUGGAGGGCCUUAAAGAUUUAAAACUGGCCACAUAAUUCUGUUCUGAAGCUUCCCUGGAUGUUACUAAAAUGGUAGCUAAAAGUAUGGCGCUGUCAGUUGCUUCUAGGAGAGCAUUAUGGCUUCACUCUUGGGGUGCAGAUUACGCCUCUAAGGCCUCUCUAUGUGCGCUUCCUUUUCAAGGGGACCUUCUGUUUGGUAAAGUCCUGGAAGAAGCGAUCCAUAAAGCAGCAGAUGGGAGAAAAGCUUUUCUCCCCCAAGGGAAGAGAAGAUUUAGUGCUUCCUACUGGAAGGAUAAGAAGUUCAGAGACCGAUCCUUUCGAGAUGUCAGGACAUAUAGACCCGGAAGAGAAUACUCCAGGAAUUCUAAUUGGAGAAACUAUCAGUCCUCUUCAUCAAAACCGGUUAGAGGAAGAGGAUCUAGACCAGCUAAUAAGAACUUCUGAACGUUUGCUGGCCCAGCCAGAUGUUAUAGGAGGCAGACUUCGCUUCUUUUAUCCGGUUUGGGCCAAAAGUAUUCAAGAUUCUUGGGUUCUUUCUAUCCUCAGGGAAGGAUACAAAAUAGAAUUCAAAGAAUUCCCUUCUCAAACCUCCUUUAUCCGUUCAAGAGUAGCAAGAGGAAGAAAAGAAGUUGCUCUGAACAACAUUAUUUCUCAACUCCUACGAAAUCAGGUCAUAGAGAAAGUCCCUUACAGAGAACAUUACAGAGGCCACUACUCUACGAUAUUUUUGGCCCCAAAACCUCACGGGAAAUGGCGUCUAAUUCUGGACCUAAAAGUUCUGAAUACAUAUCUGGUUCCAAGAACAUUCAAAAUGGAGUCCAUUUCCACAAUUCUGCCCAAUAUAAAGACAGGGACCUGGAUGACUUCUAUCGAUCUCAAAGAUGCCUACUAUCAGAUACCUAUUCACGUCAGUCAUCGCCGGUUUCUGAGGUUUUGGAUCUCGGGGAAUCACUAUCAGUUCAAGGGACUUCCUUUCGGCUUAAGUCUGGCGCCCAGAACAUUCACGAAAAUUCUAGUUUCGCUGGUGGCCUUUAUAAGGACGAAGAACAUCGAGCUUUUUCAUUAUCUGGACGAUUUUCUGAUCGUAGGUCCUUCCAGUCAGAGAGUAAAUGUCCACACGUCAAUAACCAUCAAAUGCCUUCAAGAUCAUGGUUGGCUGAUAAACCCCAAAAAGAGUUCUUUAGUGCCUUCUCAGAGGAUAAUUUUCCUAGGAGCAAAUAUAGACUCGGUGAAGGGCCUGGUAUCACUGUCUUCAGACAGAAAAGAACGGAUAGUGAAGAAGAUCAGAAGGCUGCGUCAAAAAUCCUACAUCACAGCAAGAGAUUUCAUGAGCCUGUUUGGGUCUCUUACUUCCACGAUAGGCCUAGUGAAAUGGGCCCAGUGGAGGAUGCGACCCAUUCAGAGGCAUUUUCUCUUACAGUUCAAAGCAAAACCUGGAAAUUGGGAUCAGAAGAUUCGUUUUCUCCCGAGAAUUUCAAAAGAGCUGUAUUGGUGGACAAAAGAAAAAAACCUCCUUUGUGGUUUUCCUCUGGAAGAGCCGGUUUGGAUAACUGUAACUACAGAUGCCAGCCUCCUGGGAUGGGGAGCACACCUGAACAAUUUUUGGAUUCAAGGAACUUGGUCAUGGAAGGAGUCAAAACUUCAUUCGAAUUUGAGAGAAAUGAGAGCGGUUCUCAAGGCAUUAAUAGGGUUCCGUCCUCUAUUGAGGGAUGCCUGGGUGAAGAUACAUACAGACAACAGAGCAGUGGCUUCCUACAUAAAUCAUCAGGGAGGCACUCGAAGUUAUUCUCUACUAAUGGAAUUGUCCCCAAUAAUGAGGUUUGCGCAACGACAUUUACAAGGAUUAAAAGCGGUUUAUCUUCCGGGACCAGAGAAUUUAUUGGCGGAUUAUCUCAGCAGAACAAGGAUUCUCCAAGGAGAAUGGAAACUGCACCCAGAAUUAUUUCACUUCAUCACCCUGCGGUGGGGAGUACCCCAGAUCGACCUGAUGGCUUCGUACAACAACACUCAGGUGAAGAGGUUUUACUCCCUACAUGCGGAUCAUCGAGCAGAAGGACAGGAUGCCCUGUCUCUUCCAUGGGAAUUCGAUCUGGGGUACGCAUUCCCUCCCCUACCAAUGAUUUAUCGACUGCUGAGAAAAAUAUGGAAGGAAGGUCUCAAAGUCAUCGCCAUCAUCCCAAUCUGGCCUCGCAGACCUUGGUUUCCCCUGCUGAACAAGAUGAGCCUAGAACCUCCUUGGCCUCUUCCUCUCAGACCAAACAUCUUAAUCCAGGGACCAGCUGUUCAUCCCAACCCCAGCCAGCUGAAAUUGGGGGCAUGGCUCUUGAAAAGGAGAGACUACUAGCUCAAGGGAUCCCAGAAGCUGUGGUAACUACUCUCCUUAAAUCCAGAAAAGUAUCUACUUCUUCCUGCUAUCAUAAGAUUUGGGAAGUUUUUCGUUCCUGAUCUCAAGACAAUAAUGUGGAUUUUCUUCAGCCAUCUAACAUCAACAUUCUACAUUUUCUUCAUACUGGUCUGGAGAAAGGGCUGAGUCUUAGUACCCUAAAAGUCCAAUCAUCGGCUUUAUCUGCUCUCUGCAACAAGUCUUGGGCUUCGGAUCCUCUAAUUGCUAGAUUCUUUAAAGCAACCAUCCGUAUAAGACCUCCAAAUAGGAACUACACUCCUCCGUGGAAUUUACCUAUGGUUCUAGAGGUAUUGUCUGAAAACCCCUUUGCUCCAUUAGAUGAGCUGGGUAUCGUCUUAUUAACAUAUAAGACCUUAUUUCUGGUGGCUGUUACUACUGCAAAACGCAUGUCGGAAAUUCAUGCAUUUUCCUGUGAUGAAAAUCACUUUCAGGUAUUCCACGACAGGGUGAUCUUGAGACCCAGACAAGAGUUUCUGCCGAAAGAUGUCUCGAAUUUCCACAUCCUACAGGAAAUUGUUAUUCCUUCCUUUUAUCCAUCUCCUUCUACUCCAGAGGAAGUGAAACUUCAUCAAUUGGAUGUCAGGCAGUGCCUGCUUAAGUAUAUAGAGGUUUCUACUCAAUUUCGGAAGUCUCAACAGCUGUUUGUUCUUCCGAUUGGUCCCAGAAGAGGGGAGGCAGCCUCUACUUCCACCUUGAGACGUUGGAUCUCCAAUACCAUAAUCAAGGCUUAUCAGUUGAAAGACCUUGUUCCUCCUAGUAGGAUCAAGUCACACUCUACAAGGGCUUUAGCAACAUCAUGGGCUAAUUGGGCAGAAGUUCCAUCUGACGACAUCUGUAAGGCAGCUACAUGGUCUUCUCCUCUCACUUUCAUCAAACACUACAAACUGGAUUUGGCAUCUUCCUCUACGGCUUUUGGUAGAGGUGUUCUGUCCUCUGUGGAAUCUAUCUAAAUUAAACUUUUUUCAGCAUUAUCUGGUUUGGAGUUUUUUUUGAAAUUCCCACCCUAUGGUGAAGCUUGGGUAUUACCCAUAAGUGAUGCUGCCAUGAUUAGCCAGGAAUACAGAAAAUUUUAUCAUGCUUACCGUAAUUUUCUUUUCCUGGCUAUUAUUCAUGGCAGCAUCAGCAACCCCCCCUUGUUAUCAGAUUUAGCUUUGGAACUAGACUGUGGGAUAGAAGGAGGAGGGACCUUUUAUACCCAGUCUGGUCCGUAUUAAUUGAUUUUAUCCUGUCCUGUUCCUGAUUAGGGCGGAGCUACCCAUAAGUGAUGCUGCCAUGAAUAAUAGCCAGGAAAAGAAAAUUACGGUAAGCAUGAUAAAAUUUUCUGUAAUCUUCUUUACAGUAAGAUUUAUUAACAUUGCUACAGUCUAUGAAAUAAAUAUUGGAGGACAUCAGUCAGUCCCGAUAGCUUUGAUCUUCCCCUUUCUUCCUCACCGUACAUUAUUACCCAGUAAAGUUCUUUUACUGACUCCUAUGGAAACAUCUAAACAUGUUGAAUUUUAUUGCAUGAUUUGCUCAUGUUUGUUAGAGCUAUUAAGGCCAUGAUUUGUACCAAUGCACUACAUGUGAUUCCACAUGGGCAGUUGACUCCUAACAUGUUCCCUAAAUUUCAUAUUACAUAAUAUUUUUUUGGAUUAUGGGUUAGUAAUUAAAUGACACUCCGGGCAGCAACACAACUUUUGAUGCUACUCUCCUCAUUUAGCAAAGUCUAAGAAAGAUUGCCUCACUUUCCAUGAGUGAUCUACUGUAUGUUGCUUUGUAGUUUAGGACAGGACACCCAGAUAAACCUGUAGUAAGGAUAUCACUACCUGUUUGUAGUUUCUCUGAUUGCCAGGUUGUGAAUUAAAAACUGCUCUCAAUGCUGUUGCCUCAGACUGUUUGCUAUCAAAUGAUAAGGAAAUCUUUCUGGUAGGAAGAAGCAUGGCUAAGGAGGCAGGCUUAUGGUGGAGAAUUUGCAAAACAUUUUUAAACAGUUGACCAUACAAAAAAUAUACAGCAUAUGAGCCCAAAACCUAUCAAAUUUAUUAAAGUUGUAUUGGUGCCAGAGUGACCCUUUAAAAAUCUUCUUUCUAGGGAUCAUAAAUAUAAAUUGCUUUUUACUGUUUGUCCCUCCCUAUUUGAGGGGGUUAGGCACUACAGAACGCUCCAAAAUCAAAUAGGUAACAAUGAACGCUCACCAUUUUGUCUUCAGGUUACCAUCCGAUUUUUCAAGUUCUCAUCAGCUGAACUUUGCUUUAGUAUCUAAAACUCUUCUGGUAUGGUCAAUCUAGAGAUUAAAUCUGCCACAUAUUGUGGAGCCUACAUUUUGACUUAUUACUAUAACCCUGAUCUGCAGUGGUUUUCUUGGCAGGAUCUGUUUCUUUAGCUUAUUCUCUCCAGGUAGGUCAAUUUUUCCAUGUUUAUUAUGCUCUGGAGCAUACCACAUAUUCCUAAUGAAAAUUGUAGGAAUAUGUCCCUAUGCUACAGCUUACUCCAGGAAUGGUAAUAACUGAUUAAUGCACAACCUGCAAAUUGUGCAAGCUUUCACAUACUAUUUUAAAACAAAUAUUUGAUGCAUCUUUUUAUGCACUACAUAGCAUUUUAUAAAAUGAGUGACUAAUUGCUGGGGUGUUCUUUUGCCAAGAUAAAAUAAAGCAAUUGUAGAUAAAAGUUGUAUUUCCUUUGGCAGUAAGCUUCUAGGAUGGUUAAUUCCAUUCCAUUAGACCAGUGGUGGGCAGAAAGUAGUUUCCAUUAAUAGCAGUAGAAUGGUAUUUUUCUCUAUGCGGUCACCAUGUCAGGAAAACACAAAACAUGCUUACAAGAUGCAUUUUAUGUAUAACAUUGUAAGUACAUUUCUGUUUGGGUGCCUCAACUGCCCAGUUUCUCUUUCUAGAUGUCACAUCACUCCUGUCUCUUAUACAGUUCUGCCCUUCCCAUGGGCUUCUGUAUCCCACUAUGGGCUAUUGCAAUACAGAAAUACACUACUAAUGUACGCAUACAUUUUCAGUUGGGGAAAGAGGAGUUUAGUCUUCAAAUAAAAUGUCUGGACUAUUUUCAGUUUUUCUGACCAAGAAUAUUUUCUUUCAGCUUUGGUUUAUGAAUAGAAAGUCUUAGCAUGUCACCAAGGAAGAGCUGUGUGAAAACGACGGACAUCUGACCAAGAGGAAAAAAAAUAAAUAAAUGUCGAACGAGAGGCUUGUCUCCAUCUAUGAAUCCUUGAAGGAGGUACAGAUAUCUGAAGAAACCUCAAGUGUUACCAAAUUAGAGUCUAUUUUAUUGCAACAAAGAUGGGACAAAAACUGAAAAUUUGACUUUUACAAUACAUAGCAGCUGUAUAGUAAACAUUAACUGUGUUGGGUUAAUUAGUCUUUAUCUGAGAGUAACACAUAAAAAGGUAUAACUUAACGUUGCCAGUAUGUUUGACAGAACAUUUCUCAUAGUUACCUAGUUUAAAGGAACACUUCUAGCACCAUAACCAUUAGAGUGCCUUGUAGUGGUAUGGUGCCAGGAGAGCCUUGGUGUCCACCCAUUGUAAGUAGUAGUCAAACUGUUUUAAGACUUCUUACCUAGAGUCCUCAGGGUUCUGCUCCCAGCCUCCACUAUUUCCAACACAGAGCUGGGAGGACUCUACUUGUUGGAACUAAAGGAAGCUCCUGCUUUGGUGUUUCUGGCUUUCCAUAAAAAAAUAAAUAUAAAAUAAAUAAAAAAAAAGCAGAUCCCAGGUAAGUGAAACUGUUCUAAAAUGGCUUGACUUCUUACAAUAAAAGGGGUGGCAGGGUACUCCUGGCAUCAUAAUCACUAGUGCACUUUGGUGAUUAUGGUGCGUUGAGCUUUCCUUUAAUUACAAGAAAAGAUGGUAAGAGGUUUUUCCCCCAAUUUUAUUCCAUCAUGUUUAAACAAAUGAAAAACAUUUUAAUGGUUUAAGAAAACAGUUCCAAGUAUGUCUUGUUUGCCAAGUCUUCCAAUCUCAGCACCAACAAAUAAAGUUUCUUAUGAACCUUGUCAUAACACUGUUCUCCACACUGAUUUACACGCUGUAUCAUUUACUCAUGGAACAAGGUUUCUCAGUGUUGAUCAGAGUGUGCCUGUGGCCAUAGAGGUUGCCAGCUAGGAACCAUUAGUCUGCUUUAAUAUAAGAUGUGGUCACUCUAGAAGCAUAUAUAGCCAUUAUGUUUUGAUUCAUCAAAUUCUUUGAAAAUCUUGUACGCAACAUAAGUAUUUUGAAUGGAAACUGGUGUAAUGAAUGAUUUGGUCACAUGAGAAUGUAUGCAUCUUUGUAAAUUACCCUACUACCCUUUGCAUUGACGUCACCAACAUGAAUACUGAAAAACCGAAUGCAACAUACAAAUGGAAAGGGAGAUGGACAAGAUAUCCUUAAAACAAGGAGAUUCAAUUUAUUUUUCUCAUAAAAGUCCAGCCGAUAAAAGUAUGUACAGUGAGAACAUGCACAUGUUGAGUAAACACAAAACAUUUAAAACUACCUAAAACUUCAUUAAAACACAGUAUGCACAAUGCAAGGAGCAGCAAAGGGGAGGAAAGAUAAAAAGGGAGGGGAUAUCCAAUGGCGACCCCUUAGCUUGGAACGUAGUCAUGGUUAUAUUUCUGAUGUGUGUGAUAACCAAGCUUCUCCCCAUUUAUCAGACAUUGGAUAACCCACUCUUGAGAAACCAGUGGAAGAUUCAAGGCCUGGGCGCAUUUUAAAAUGGAUUCUGGACAUGAACGAUCUGUGACCACCACAUCAAAAACUCCCAGUGCAACAUCUGAAAAAAAAAAAGAAAAAAAAAAAAAAAAUUAAAUUACAAUCCCAAAAGUGCAUUCAGAAAUCAUUAGCAUUUAACUUGAGUUA
This is a messenger RNA of Pelobates cultripes (western spadefoot toad), 33357 nucleotides long. NCBI's taxonomy places the organism in Eukaryota, Metazoa, Chordata, Amphibia, Anura, Pelobatidae. The record is from the annotation of a GenBank genome assembly.